Molecule: messenger RNA, 558 nt
Organism: Saprolegnia diclina VS20
Lineage: Eukaryota; Oomycota; Saprolegniomycetes; Saprolegniales; Saprolegniaceae
Exons: 2
Coding region: 1-558 (185 amino acids)
Biological process (GO): box C/D snoRNP assembly; snoRNA localization; maturation of LSU-rRNA from tricistronic rRNA transcript (SSU-rRNA, 5.8S rRNA, LSU-rRNA)
Cellular component (GO): nucleus; pre-snoRNP complex
Source: RefSeq, a predicted model, not a curated record
AUGAGCCUUGUCUGCGGCGUCUGCAACGAGCAACCGUCCAAGUACAAAUGCCCCGUCUGCCGCCUGCGCUACUGCUCCGCGCCAUGCUACAAGCUGCAUAAGGACGCCGCUUGUGGGCAGCCGGCCGCGCCUGCCAAGGACGCGCCGGCGACAAGCAGCAAUGCCACCGCGACCACGCCUGUCCCUGCGCCAGUGGCCAGCGAGCCGUCGCCUGCGCCAUCGGUCACCGAGGCGACGGACGUCGCGCCCCUCCCGACAGACAUCCUCGAGCCGAGUAGCGCGGCGCCCGAGCCCACCAGUAGCACUGACACUGUCGUCGCCACACCAGCGAUCGUCGACGCUGUGGCUGCUGCGGUCGAGGCCGUUGCUUCUGCCGAGCCCACGGACGACGACGCGAAAGACAUGGACACGGCCGAGCCUCUUGCCACCGACACGGACAUCGCAGAGAUGGUCGACGAAGCGCUGGCCGUUGCUCCAUUGGCCGCCGACGACGAAGAGAACAUCCAUCUCUUGACCAAGGCGCAGCUGCAAGCGAUCGCAUCGUCAACACUCAGGUAA